Candidula unifasciata is the source of this 615-nucleotide messenger RNA. Lineage: Eukaryota; Metazoa; Mollusca; Gastropoda; Stylommatophora; Geomitridae. The record is from the annotation of a GenBank genome assembly.
AUGGAGGCGAUAAUGACAGUACUGACCUGUUUAUUUCUCCUGCUUUUCUCGUUAACAAAUGGCUCGAAAAGAAAAGAGAGUGUGGAGACAGACAGUGUUUACAAAGUUUCCCCAGAAGAGCUGAAACUUGGUCAAGAGAAGAUGACUCCACCGGUAAUGACCGAAGAAGAGGAAGGAUCUCGGCAACUGCCUCGUCAGUACAGGUGUAGUGGAUGUGCUGCAAUUGCCUACCAGUUUCAGAAGCAGUUUUCUAUUGCUGAGAGCAGGUUCAAGAAAGGAAAAAGGCUGCCAUAUUCAGAUGUCCUAGAAGUUGCUGAAAGUGUCUGUGAGAAAAAGUUAAAAGGGUAUGGUCUGAAGAGUGUCAAAGGUGAGAAGUUCCUCUCAGGUGAAGGUCUUGAGCACGACAAAGACAUGGGAAUCAUGGAAGCUGGGGGGAAGUGGGAAGUCAGAUUGAAGACAUUAUGUGGUGAGUUGAUAGAGCUGUACGAGGAGGAGGAGAUUUAUGAGCAGUAUGUUCAAAGAGGAGAUUCAAACCUGGCUGUGACACUGUGUGUUCAUUACUGUACACCAAGGGAAAGAAAUGAACUAAAGAAUGGCAGAAAAGAGGAGCUGUGA